AUGUCAAAUGAAAACCUCAGUUCUUCUGCGGAAACAGAUUUGAUCGGACCAUGGGCAGGCUAUUUUGUCGGAUGGACCUAUUGGCUGUGCUGGAUCACAAUUGUAAAACUGUUUGGUGAAUUGGAAUUCUGGUUUGCGCUGAUCAAAAUUAUUGCCAUUGUGGUGUUAAUUUUGGUGGGUUUCUGGAUGAUUUUUACCGGCUUUACUUCAGCAGCAACAGGUCAAGUGGCGUCAUUUACUCAUCUUUGGGAUCAUGGGGGAAUGUUCCCGAAAGGCUUUGAAGGUUUCUUAGCAGGCUUCCAAAUUGCCAUCUUUGCUUUUGUCGGUGUUGAACUUGUUGGUACCACAGCAGCAGAAACCAAAGAUCCAGAGAAGAACUUACCUAAAGCCGUUAACUCAAUUCCAAUCCUUACACCAUGGAAUAUGAUUGAUCCUAAAGUUAGCCCAUUUGUGAACUUGUUUAGUCAAGCGGGAAUUGCUGCGGCUGCAAUCAUUAUGAACUUGGUGGUCCUUUCUUCUGUAAUGUCUUCAAUGAACAGUGGUGUAUUCUCAACAAGUCGUAUGCUGUUUGGUCUUUCUCGUGAAGAUCAAGGUCCUAAAGCAUUUGUGUUGGUGGGUUGUGGUCAAUCAGGCAAUUUGCAGUUGGCAAACAGUCAAGACUAUGACAAACGUGCCAAAUAUUUGCUCUAUUCAAAAGAUGCAAGUAAAGCUGCCCAAAGCAAGGCAAAAGUGCAAGAUCAGACAGCCAUUGCAGAUCAAUCUGUGCCAGCGUCUCAAGCCACUUCAAACUAA
Messenger RNA from Oppiella nova, 792 nucleotides. NCBI's taxonomy places the organism in Eukaryota, Metazoa, Arthropoda, Arachnida, Sarcoptiformes, Oppiidae. The record is from the annotation of a GenBank genome assembly.